AUGGCCUCGGCAACAGCAACCUACGGACAGAAGGAGUCUUCGGACCAGAACUUUGACUAUAUGUUUAAGAUCCUCAUCAUCGGCAACAGCAGUGUGGGCAAAACCUCCUUCUUGUUCCGUUAUGCCGAUGACUCCUUCACACCGGCCUUUGUCAGUACGGUGGGCAUUGACUUCAAGGUGAAGACCAUCUACAGGAACGACAAGAGGAUCAAACUACAGAUCUGGGACACGGCAGGUCAGGAGCGUUACCGCACCAUCACCACGGCUUACUACCGAGGAGCCAUGGGCUUCAUCCUCAUGUAUGACAUCACCAACGAGGAGUCCUUCAACGCCGUCCAGGACUGGUCGACCCAGAUUAAGACGUACUCGUGGGACAACGCCCAGGUGCUGCUGGUAGGAAACAAGUGCGACAUGGAGGACGAGCGAGUGGUGAAUGGAGAGAGAGGCCGGCAGCUGUCUGAACACCUCGGUUUUGAGUUCUUCGAGGCCAGCGCCAAAGACAACAUCAAUGUGAAGCAGACCUUCGAGCGCCUGGUCGACAUCAUCUGCGAAAAGAUGUCGGAGAGCCUGGAUGCUGGAGAUCCCGCCGUCACAGGGGCCAAACAGGGGCCCCAGCUGACAGAGCAGCCCGCUCCGCCUCACCAGGACUGUGCAUGUUAA
Scomber scombrus (Atlantic mackerel) is the source of this 660-nucleotide messenger RNA. It is a transcript of the gene rab3ab, whose product is annotated as RAB3A, member RAS oncogene family, b. The record is from RefSeq and is a predicted model, not a curated record. Gene Ontology annotation, biological process: regulation of exocytosis; protein secretion; maintenance of presynaptic active zone structure. NCBI's taxonomy places the organism in Eukaryota, Metazoa, Chordata, Actinopteri, Scombriformes, Scombridae. The transcript has 4 exons. Gene Ontology annotation, cellular component: synaptic vesicle; synaptic vesicle membrane; endosome. Gene Ontology annotation, molecular function: GTPase activity; GTP binding. Bases 1 to 660 code for a protein of 219 amino acids.